AUGGCGUCAAUCGAGAAGAAUGGCACCCUCAAUGGCAACGGCGUGAACGACAGGACUAAUAGUUCGUCCUCGGCCGCGAAUGGAGCCAACGGAACCAACGGGGCCAAUGGGGCCAAAUGCCCUGUACAACAUAACGGCUAUGGACAAGCCAAUGGCCACAAGUCCACGCCGACAGCCCCAAUUGAUGGAGGUCCUGUCGGUCCCCUCGCGAAACCCAAGAAGGAGCCUGGCUUCUUUGCUUCGCUGUCAACGCUUAAGCAGCUUUCCAAGAGGCCACUCCCCACGGCAAUGGGAGAUGGAACGUAUCCCCAGACGGCGACCCGUCCCAAGCUCCGGCAAGAUCUCCGAACCAUCAGCAUCAAAGAUUUCAAAACCUUGAUCGAGGUGAUCAAGAACAAGGUGUUAGGCGAUGGCAUCAUUGACGAUAAGACCAUGAUCAUGGAGCGAGUUAUCGCCCUCGUCGCCGACCUGCCUCACCAGUCCAAGCUACGUGAGGAACUCACCAACAACUUCCUCAACGAGCUCUGGAAUACCCUUGACCACCCGCCGCUGCUAUACGUUGGUGACCAGUACAGGUUUAGGAUGGCGGAUGGAUCCUUCAACAACCCCAUCCUGCCCCAGCUCGGCGCCGCUGGAUCGGUGUACGCUCGUUCAGUCCGACCAGGAAAGAUCACUAUGGGAGCUCUCCCCGACCCCGAGCAGAUCUUCGAGUCCGUCAUGGCUCGCCGGCAAUACAGAAAGCACCCAAACAAUGUGUCCAGCAUCCUUUGGUACUGGGCGUCAAUCAUUAUCCACGAUCUUUUCUGGACCGAUAUUCGAGACCCCAGUCGCUCUAAAACCUCGUCCUACCUCGACCUGUCACCUCUCUACGGAAGCAAUCAACAAAUGCAAGACAGCAUCCGAACAUUCAAGGACGGCCUCCUCAAAGCCGAUUCCUAUGCCGAUAAACGCCUCAUCGGCAUGCCUCCCGGCGUCUCCGUCCUUCUCAUCAUGCUCAACCGCUUCCACAACUUCAUCGCCAAGAACCUCGCCGCAAUCAACGAAGGCGGCCGGUUCACCAAGCCCCGUGCCGACCUCCCCGAGGAACAAGCGGCCGUCGCGUGGAAGAAAUACGACGAGGAGCUGUUCCAGACGGCUAGGCUUGUUACUAGCGGCCUGUACAUCAACAUCACGCUUCUCGACUACGUGCGUAACAUUGUCAACCUGAACCGUGUGGACACCACCUGGACUCUGGAUCCCCGCCAGGAGAUGGGCAUCAACGCCGGAACCAAGGCUGGAACCGACCGGGGCACGGGAAACAUUGUGUCGGCCGAGUUCAGCCUGUGCUACAGGUGGCACUCGUGCAUCUCGGACAAAGACGACAAGUGGAUCCGGGAGUUUUACGCCAGCAUCUUCGGCGAUCGCGCCGAGACCAUGACCACGCCAGAAAUGAUGCAGGCGUUUGUCGGGUUUGAGAAAUCCAUCCCCGAGGAUCCCGCGGAACGCACGUUCGGCGGUUUCAAGAGGAAGGCCGACGGCACGUUUGACGACGACGAGCUCGUCGAGUGCAUCACUUCGGCCAUUGAGGAUCCAGCCGGUGCGUUCGGUGCCCAGAACGUGCCCCGCGUCAUGAAGCCCAUUGAAAUCCUCGGCAUCCUCCAGGGCAGGAAGUGGAACGUCGCCGGCCUCAACGAGUUCAGGAAGCACUUCGGCCUUAAGCCCUACGAGAAGUUCGAGGACAUCAAUCCCGACGAGGACGUGUCCGAGCACCUCCGCCGACUGUACCAGCACCCGGACAACGUCGAGCUGUACACCGGCAUAGUGGCCGAGGCGGCCAAGGAACCCAUGGUGCCCGGCGUCGGCAUCGCACCCACGUACACCAUCUCCCGCGUCGUCCUCUCCGACGCCGUCUGCCUCGUCCGCGGCGACAGGUUCUACACGAUCGACUACCACCCGCGUGGGCUCACGAACUGGGGCUACAAGGAAGUCGACUACGAUCUCAACGUCAACCACGGCUGCGUGCUCUACAAGCUCUUCCUAAGGGCUUUCCCCAACCACUUCAAGUCCAACUCCGUCUACGCGCACUACCCCAUGGUCAUCCCCGAGGAAAACCGCAAGAUCCUCACCAGCCUCGGGCGCGUGGACCGCUUCGACUUCGAGCGCCCCGGUUACCACCCCGAGCGGAUCAACAUCGUCACCUACGGCGCGGCUAAGUACAUCCUCGAAAACCCCGACAAGUACACCGUCACAUGGGGCGAAGGCCUCUCAGCCGUCCUCGGCGACGGCGGCUCCCGCUUCAUGCUCGCCGGCGACUCAGAGCUCCACGCCAAGCAGCGCCAAUGCAUGGCCUCCCGUCUCUACCGCGCCGGGUGGCGCGCCGACGUCAAGACCUUCUACGCCGCCAUGUCCGAGAAGCUCCUCCUGCGCAAGAGCUACAAGCUCGGCGGCACGUCGCAGAUCGACGUCAUCCGAGACCUGGGCAACGUCGUCCACGUGCACUUCGCCUCGAGGGUGUUCGCCUUACCGCUCAAGUCGGAGGAGAACCCGCGCGGCGUGCUGACGGAGCAGGAGCUUUACAAGGCACUGGCUGUCAUUUUCACAUGCAUCUUUUUCGAUUUCGAUCCGGCGAAGUCGUUCCCGCUUUUACAGGCGGCCAAGGGCGCGGCGGAGAAGGUGGGCAAGGUUAUUGAGAGUAAUGUUAAGCUUUCGAAGUUUGGCUUGCCGAUUCCGUAUACGCAGAAGUUGGAUAAGAAUGAUGCGCUGUCGGCGUAUGGGAAGAAUAUGAUCAAGGCGCUGGCGCAGGCUGGUUUGUCGAAUCAUGAUAUUGCGUGGAGCCAGAUUCUGCCCACGGCCGCUGCCAUGGUUCCCAACCAGGCCGAAGUGUUUGCCCAAGCCGUCGACUUCUACCUCUCUCCGGAAGGCACGCCGUACUUGGCCGAGCUCAACCGCGUGGCUUGCAUGGCGUCGACUGAAGAGACCGAUGCUUUGCUGCUCGGGUAUGCCAUGGAGGGCAUUCGUCUAGCGGGUACUUUUGGCUCUUACCGCGAAGUCGCCGUGCGCGAUGUGAUUGUCGAGGACGAUGGUCGCGAAGUGCCAGUAUCGCCCAAGGAUCGUGUUUUCGUCAGCUUCGUCUCGGCGGCCCGCGACCCGAAACACUACCCCAGCCCCAACGAGGUGAACCCACGCCGCCCCCUCGACUCGUACAUCUUCUACGGAAAGGGCCCCCACACGUGUCUCGGCAUGGAGGCCAGCCAGGUGGCCAUCACCGAGCUCUUCCGCACCGUGUUCCGGCGUAAGAACCUCCGAAGGGUGCCGGGCCCUCAAGGCCAGCUGAAGAAGGUACCCAGGCCGGGUGGUUUCUAUGCGUACAUGACGGAGGACUGGGGCACGUUUACGCCUUUCCCUGUGUCGAUGAAGAUUAUGUGGGAUGAAUGA
Molecule: messenger RNA, 3414 nt
Organism: Scedosporium apiospermum
Lineage: Eukaryota; Fungi; Ascomycota; Sordariomycetes; Microascales; Microascaceae
Product: Linoleate 10R-lipoxygenase
Exons: 6
Coding region: 1-3414 (1137 amino acids)
Biological process (GO): response to oxidative stress
Molecular function (GO): monooxygenase activity; peroxidase activity; iron ion binding
Source: RefSeq, a predicted model, not a curated record